GAUAUAAUAAAUUUCAAUGCCUUUGUUUAUAUAAAUACUUUGCGGGUUUACAAUGAUCAAUUACUCGUUACUUCGUUAAUAAUUAAUUUAUGCGUACUGUUGCGUACAAAAUCACGAGAUUCAAUAUUGUAUUUUUCUAGGAAUUACCAGCCUUAUUCUCAAUGAUAACAUUGCCAUUUUUCAAAAAAAUUUUCCUGGUACUUUAAUCAUUUAGCCUUGUGGCUUGACUGGUUCAAUGUAGAAACAAACGGUCUCGGAUCAGUUUCGAAGGAAUUCAAGCGUUUGGUGAUUUCAAAUGAAGCAAGAUGACUUCAAAUUGCAUACUAGAUUCCCAAAAAUAUAACAAGUUGUGCCUAAAAUUAUCACGUGCAACACCAGAUGUUAAACUGAAACAGCUCAAAUUCUUGCUUCAAGAUGUCAUCUUGGAUAUUGACAUCAAUGACAACAGAUUAUUUGUGGAAUUGAUAGCAAAGUUGGAGUCGAAAGGGUUGUUGACCCGUAAUAAACCAGGGCGCAAUGAAGGCCUGAUGCUUUGUGAGAUGUUUGAUGCUAUCUCAAUGCAUAACAUUGCAAAUGACAUUUGUUCAGAGUUCAAAGUUGAUAGAGAUCCUUUACAUCAGAAGAUCUCUCCAUUUAGGAAAUUCCUUGUGCAAGUGUCGGAUGAAUUAAAUCAAGCUCGAUUUGUUGAAAAGAUGAGAGAGUACUUGCAAACUGAAGGUCAUGAUAUUCUACAAAACCUUGAUGAUCAAGGUCUUUCCUCGCUGGAUAUCUUGGCAGCAAUGAUAAGAGCUUGCUUGAUCUCCCCAAGUGACUUAUCUCAGUUGAGAGGAAUGGUUGAAUUUAUCCCAAGAAGUGAUCUUGCUCAACAAAUUGACGAGUUUAACAAGAACAACCGCAUAUUCAAAAAAGUUCCGUUCGGGCUACGCAAUCUACCCCGUGACAUGGUCGAGCGACCCUCAGAAGUGAACGAGCUGUUGAAGUUACUUGACGCGGGAAAUAACAGUGUGGGCGUGGUCGGAGUUCGUAGCGGUGACGUCAUUGGUAUUCGUGGUAUGGGUGGCCUGGGUAAGACAGUCCUAGCCCAAGCCAUCGCCUGGUCUGCCGCAAUCACACGUCAGGUUGUCUGGCUUGAUAUUGGUCAAACCCCGGACUGUUUAGCCCUGAUCAAUGUCCUGGUUAAAGCUCUUGGGGGGACUGCAUCGUUUAGCAACAUUGAAGACGCGCAGAUGUGGCUACGAGCGAAUACCGUUAGCAAAGAUUGUCUGGUAGUGCUUGACGAUGUUUGGAACGUUGAACACGCAAGUGUCUUCGAUUUCCUUUCUGGAAAAUGUCAAUUAUUGAUCACUACGAGAGAUGCUGAUGUUGUUCGCGGCUUAAAAAGUGCUGCCUUGUACGAACUUCAGACGAUGGCACAGGAUAAAUCCCGCAAACUGCUGUAUCAAAGCGCAAACGUAAAAGCCGAACAGUCGAAGUUUAGUCCAAAUAUGAAACGAAUUGUUGUUGAACUUUUAGAGCAGUGUCGAGGUCUGCCCCUCGCUCUUUCCUUAGUUGGUUCAAAUUUAACCGACACUCGUGUGGAACAGGAUUGGCAGGACAUACUGGAUGAUCUUAAGAACGCUGACCUGGCUGAAUUACGUUCGCUGUUUCCAACAGAUGCUUAUCCACAUGAUAACCUACUGGCCGCCAUCAAUGUCAGCUACCAGCGCUUGGAACGAAGCGAGCAACAGAGGUUCCUAGAUUUCGCCAUAUUUCCUGAAGACACAGACAUCCCUUCAGAUAUGCUUGAAUUGUUUUGGUCUUUACCACGAGACGGAAGAGAAAUAUUCAAUCCCAGAGCGGGAAGACGCUCACUUAGUGUUCUUGAGAGGAAGUCCCUGAUUCAAAAAGGACCGGAAAUCCAUGGGAAAAACAGCUACCGGGUCCACGAUCUCAUCUUGGACUUUGCGCGUGGAAAAUGUCGAGAGACGAUUACCGACGCCAGGCGUAUGUUCCUAGACGCACUUCGUAGUCAUUGCAAGGACGGUGAAUGGCCAGGAUUUCAGGGCAAUAAAGACUACUACUUCAAAUACCUUCCAUAUCAUAUUCAUUCUUCGGAAGAAUACGGAGAACUACUCGCUUUGUUUUUCAACUAUCAUUGGCUCGACCAAAAAGUAAAGCAGACCAACUUACCUUCCCUGAUCUCGGAUUUUCGUUUUCUGGGCACCGCCUCGCACGAAAUUAAACUUCUCAAAUCCUCGUUGAUGCUAUCUGCCGAUGUUAUCGAAAAGCACCCGGACUCCAUCGGUCUACAACUUCUGGGUCGAUUGCUAUCGUAUGCAGACGAACAUCCAAGCGUGAAUAAGCUAUUGGAACUUGCCCGUAAAACGAGCGAAGAGACUCGUCGUCUUAUCCCGUUAUUUCCCUGCCUGUCUGAGCCGGAAGGAGCACUAAUCAGGAUAUUUCGAAACCACAGCGAUACUAUAUUUUCAUUAGUUACAACCAUCAGUGCGAACGGUACAAUUGUCAUUUCUGCCUUGGCGGACGGCUCAAUUAAGGUUCACGAAUUAGAAACAGGCAGACAGCUACAAUUGCUUGAAGGACAUACGAUGGCCGUCUAUUGCUUGGCCCUUUCUCACAGUGGGACAAUUCUCGCAUCCGGAUCUUAUGAUUCUACCGCAAGGCUUUGGAAUUUGGACAGCUAUGAUCUGCUCUUUGAGUUACAAGCUGGAGAAGGUGGUUAUGUAAAUGCACUGGAUUUUAGUGAAGAUGAUAAACGACUGUUUACUGGAUCAAAUGAUGGGAACCUUCGAGAAUGGGACGUGAACACUGGUGGACUGAUAAGUGUGGUUGGUGCCCACGAUGGACAGCACAUUCGUGGCAUGUGUACCACCAAAGAUGGUUCAUACAUCGUUACUGCGUCGCACGAUAGCACCAUCAAGUUAUGGCGGGCGGAUACGUUAGCUUUAGAAGCUACAUUGAACGGUCAUACUGCCACUGUCUACUGUGUUGUGGCGACAAGUUCCGAAGAUCAUCCUUCGAUGCUUGUAUCAGCCUCUGGGGAUAAAACGUUGAAAAUUUGGGAGUUGACAACAUAUCAAGAAAUACGUUGUCUUCGUGGUCAUCAAGGCGACGUCUACUGUGUUGCUGUCACACCAGAUUCGAAAUAUAUCAUCUCUGGAGGUCAAGAAAUGAUUGUCAGAUUGUGGUGCUUCAACACCGGAAAGUUGCUUUUCAGUUUGAAAGGCCACAGUCAAGCUAUCAGGUCUGUCACAGUUGUUUCUGAUGGAACAAUGGCGCUGUCCGGCUCGCAAGAUAAGAGUUUUAGAGUGUGGGAUCUGGACACUGAUUUGUACACGAAGCAAGACAGAUCACGUGGUCAUGCGGGAGACGUCAUCGACAUUGCAGUGGCACGUGAUGGUUCGAGAUUUGUCUCCUCGUCCAUGGAUGGGACUUUCAAGGUCUGGAACUGUGAGACCGCCGAGGAAUGUUUCACUUUUAGAGGUGUAAAGAGAAGAGCUGUAAAUGUCUCUGUAUCUGACGAUUGUCGCCAUGUCGUAACACUGGGGAAAGAUGCAACAUCCUCGAUUAAGGUCUGGGACCUGAUUCUUGGAAGCGAUAUUUCUGGUAUAGAGAGACCGGAUAACCAACCUCGAAUAGUUCGCUUCUCACCAGACGGCAAGCUGGUCGUGGUUGGUUGCAAUGAUGACCAAGUCUUUAUCUGGGAUUGGAGAAACUACGAUGUACCAUUAAUGUGUAUCACCUUACCCGUGUUUACGACCAUGGAGAUAGCACCUGCCUUUGCGACGAUGGACGAAGCUCGUGAUAAGAACAUGAUCAAAACGUGUAGCAGAAAUAUGGAAGUUUUUUUGAUCGAUCUCAAAACACAACAAGUAGUGCAGAAUAUUUGCCAAGGCCCUUGUCCAAAGUGUACGUCUAUGGUUGUAUUGCCCGACGCUCAGGCUAUAUUGUCAGGAAUUCCUACUGAUAGUUCGUUUAUUUAUUGGGAACUAACGACAUCACGUGAAAUCAGAUACAAUGCAGGUCAUCCUCGUGACUCGGUAGUUACUGCCAUUGACAUAACAUCAAAUGGAAAACUAGCUUUGUCUGGGAGCAGUUCGGGAACGAUGUCUCUGAUGGACUUGGAGAGCUCCAACAUUGUUCAAACGUUCCAGAAGACCCAAUCCGGAGCCAGCGUACGCUUGGUUAGCAUCUUGAAAGACGACGAACGUUUUGUAUUUGUUGACGAGGCAAAUCGAGUCGAGUUAAGACUUAUUCAUAACAACAACGAGGCUGAAUUGGAAUUACCUCAACCUUCUGUGGUUCAACCAACAAUUAAAGUGGCCUGUGCUACUCCGCUUGGCUCAAAAUGUAUAUUGCUUGGUUGUGAAAACGGAGAAGUGUUGUUAUACGAUUGUUUCGUAGGACUUAAAGAUGAGCAUAAAUAUCAGGCUCAUUCGGAAGCCAUUACCCAAGUUAAAAGCCAUCCAAGUAACGAAUUUGCCUUCUUCGUGUCGGGAUCCGUCAGUGGUUCUGUGAAAUUUUGGUACGUCACAAAAACAGUUCCACCUUUCUGGAGCCAACUGUGGUCACAUGAUAAGAUCCACGCGAAUCCCAUAACCACCCUGGCGUUCGUGCCCAAAUCUGAAGACAUUGUGAUUGGUUCCUAUGGAAGCAAGGUUCAUCGAAUCAAUGCUGCAGGAAUAGUGCAAACGUACAAAUUUAAGUGUCAUGGAAUUGCAGCUCUGCGGGCCGUAGGCGCCUCUCUCAUUGCAGUGUGUAUUCACAGCUUCAGCAUCGUGCAGUGGCGUUUGGCUGACGGUCAGGUUACUUUGCAAAAGCAUGGUGGUGCUGGGAGAGAGCAGGUCGUGCGUAUUAACCAUGAAUCUGAACGUGUUGCUUCGAAAGGCCCUCAUCAUUCUUUGCUGCUCUGGGACUUCAAGACAGGAGCGACGUACCAUAAACUUCGUGGUCACACCAACGACAUCAGGUCCAUGGCGGUUGUGCCAGGAGACGAAUUUCUAUUGUCAGGAGCGCGCGACAAGACGUUAAAAUUGUGGGAUUUGAAAAAUGGAGAAUUUCUGGAGGAGUUUCAUUUCGAGCAGUAUGUUCGUGCCAUCGCAUGCGCAACAGAUGGAACCGUUUGUGUCGGUCUACAAGGCGGUCAUGUCUGCGUUUUUCGUAUCAAAAAGCUAUCGCCUUGCUCAGUUGGAAAGUAAGUUUAACAGACAAGAUUUACGGAAAGAAAGAAGCAGCCUUGCGCUGUGAACGGUCCAGAAAAACUUUGAAGAGCAAAACGAUCAGGUAACUGUGCUGUGAAAGCAUUUUCAUUUAGCACCACUUGUCUGCAAACACUUAAUCCACUUUGGUGAAUGAUAAAUUUUGUCGAGAAAGUUUAGAAACGGUAAAGAUGUGUCAAGGCCUUUGAACAACACACACUGAACAACAGUAUAAGAUAUUUAGUGUUUUUAGUCACGUCAGAUACACUCAAGUGGCAAAGGCUGCCAAGCAGAGUCGCUACGCCACCCGUAAAAAGACAGAAGACGUUUUAUAAAAACAUGAACAUCGUAGUUUUUUCAAAUAUUAUUUUAUUGUUCAUACAAAU
This is a messenger RNA of Dendronephthya gigantea, 5581 nucleotides long. RefSeq names its product apoptotic protease-activating factor 1-like. The transcript is spliced from 16 exons. NCBI's taxonomy places the organism in Eukaryota, Metazoa, Cnidaria, Anthozoa, Malacalcyonacea, Nephtheidae. Bases 306 to 5195 code for a protein of 1629 amino acids. The record is from RefSeq and is a predicted model, not a curated record. Gene Ontology annotation, molecular function: protein binding; ADP binding. Gene Ontology annotation, biological process: regulation of apoptotic process.